CCUGCCUAAAAUUGUUAGCUUCUUCCGAAAGACAUUGUGCCACUAAUCUCAAACAUGGCAUCAACGACUGUAAUCGUUCAGCAGCCAGGAGCUGUGGGAGGAGGUAGUGGGCAGUGGAGCUCAGGAUUAUGCAACAUUUGUGAUGAUAUGCCCGUCUGCUGUUGUGGUCUCCUCUGCCCACUUUUAAUGGAUUGCUAUGUGGCCAAUAGUUAUGGCGAGAAUUGCUGUUUGGGUUGUGUGCCUGGAAGUAUGAUUGCAGUGAGAACUCAUAUGCGUCUUUCAUAUGGUAUCCAGGGAACCAUCUGUAAUGAUGCGAUGAUGAUUUGCUGCUGUGGCACAUUGGAACUUUGUCGAAUGGCUCGUGAGAUGCGUAGACACAAUCGUUAACACUGCGAAGACUGAAAAAAGAUUAAAGAAAUACUUCUUCACGUUAAGCCUGAUAGGUACCCUGAUACAGCAGCCCUGAAUACUUUUUUGCCUCAAAGAAUGCAAAGCUUUCAUAAUGCAAGCUUUAUCUGAAUGAUUUAACCAAUUCCUGCUUGUGCAUCACGCUGCGAAUGCAACAGUAAUAAAUUAGAGGUAAUUUAAUUUAAGAGAAAACAAUGUUCAGGGAUGAUUAUACAAUAAAGAGAAUUUGACGUUG
This is a messenger RNA of Carcharodon carcharias (great white shark), 643 nucleotides long. Its product is annotated as cornifelin homolog. Gene Ontology annotation, cellular component: cornified envelope. Lineage: Eukaryota; Metazoa; Chordata; Chondrichthyes; Lamniformes; Lamnidae. The transcript has 4 exons. The record is from RefSeq and is a predicted model, not a curated record. The coding region runs from base 55 to 387 and encodes 110 amino acids.